Sphaeramia orbicularis (orbiculate cardinalfish) is the source of this 2779-nucleotide messenger RNA. It is a transcript of the gene vcam1b, whose product is annotated as vascular cell adhesion molecule 1b. Gene Ontology annotation, cellular component: plasma membrane. Gene Ontology annotation, molecular function: integrin binding. The coding region runs from base 252 to 2729 and encodes 825 amino acids. The transcript is spliced from 10 exons. Gene Ontology annotation, biological process: cell adhesion. NCBI's taxonomy places the organism in Eukaryota, Metazoa, Chordata, Actinopteri, Kurtiformes, Apogonidae. The record is from RefSeq and is a predicted model, not a curated record.
CGUACCAGACCUGGACCUGGUCCUGCUGCAGUCCCUCCUCUGUCCACCAGGGGGCUCUGUGGUUCAAUCAGACAUAAAGACGCGGAUCAGGGGGCGUUUGUGUCUGAGCUUAGGGGGUCCGGACCUGGAUCAGACCUGGAUCAGGCGUGGAUCGGACCUGGUCCAGACCGGCUCUAGUACCUCUCCUCCUCCUGGUUCUUCCUCCUGGUUCUUCAUCCCUCCUUCUUCCUCUUCUUCUUCCUCAGUUGAUCAUGGAUCCUCUUCAUCUUUUCUCAGUGCUGGUGAUGUCAUCAUGGUGCGUUCAGGCGCUCAGAGUGGACGUGUUUCCCAGAAUGCCUCUGUUCAGACUGGGGGGGCGCCAGCAACUGGUCUGCUCGGUUCUGGACUGUCCCGACCCGCUCAGCAUCUCCUGGACGCUGCUGGACGACCGCCCGCUGACCGGCACCGUCCAGUCCAACAGAAGUCAGUCUGUGGUGACCUUUGACCCCGUGAUGACCGAGCAUGAGGGCGCUCUGCUGUGUAAAGUCAGCUGUAGAGGAGAACAGAGGCAGGCCAAGAGUAGCGUCCAGGUGUACGCUUUCCCAUCAGCCCCUCUGAUCCGAGGUCAUGACGCUCUUCGUUUGGGGGCAGAGUCGACCCUGGUCUGUGAAGUCCUGGACCUGUACCCCCCAGAGAUGUUGACCCUGGACUGGAUCAGAGGAGACCACAUCCUGCAGAGCAGCAUGGGAUCGGUCCGGUCUACGUACAGGUUCACCCCCCACAGACCGGACUCAAGGGCCCACAUCAGCUGCAGGGCCACGCUGGACCUGAAGGACCUGCCCGCUGAGGACCGGAUCAAGGAGACCACGGUCCAGCUGAACCUGCUCUAUGCUCCUGUCAUCACCUCUGACUCCACCUCCUCUGUUCUGGUCAUGGUGGGCUCUCCUCUGAACCUCAGCUGCUUGGCGGACGGAAACCCCGCCCCCGUGGUCACCUGGAGCUUCCAGACACCAGACGGACGCUCUGUGCCACUCGGCGCCGGCCACAGGCUCCUCCUCCCGGCGCUGACGCUGUCCGGGUCAGGACGGUACGAGUGCCGGGCGUCCAAUGCGGAAGGAAACAUGACGGCGGCGGUCCAGGUCACAGUUCACGCUCCACCCACCAACACCUCGGUCUCCGUGAGUCCAGAUGAGGAGGUGGUGGAGGGUCAGGAGGUCACACUCACCUGCCACUCAGAAGGAGCUCCGCCCCCUAUGCUGGUGCUAAAGAGAGAGGAGGUGGAGCUGCAGAGGACAGACUCCGCCUCCUCCUACCUGAUUUUCAACAUAUCCUCUGCCCAGCUGGAAGACUCCGCCCACUACCAGUGUGAAGCCUCCAACCAGUAUGGAGCCCAAGUGGACAACAGGACGGUCACUGUCAGAGUCCAUCCUCUGCAGGUGCAGGUCAUGCAGCAGGUAGCGGCAGCUGAUCGGGGUUCAGGUCUGGUCCUCACCUGCCAGGCCUCCGGGUGUCUCCACCCCCCCACCCUCACCUGGAGGAGGACGGUGCGGGUGGGACCGGAGCGGGCGGGGGCGGUCCUACAGAGGACGACGGAGUGGAGCAGGAUGUCCCGCCUCCACCUGCAGAACCUGGACCUGAUGGACGGAGGAGGAUACAGCUGUGAGGCCAGCUGUGGGUCUGUGGUCCGAGCGGGACACACCCAUGUCCACGUCUAUGCAUUCCCCUCUGAUCCGGUUCUGGAGGGUCCUGGUUCGGUUCUGGUGGGUCAGGUGGCCAUGUUCCGCUGUUCCGUCACUGACGUGUUCCCAGCCAAUCAGCUGAGGAUCCACUGGACCUCGGGGAACAGGUCUCUGAUGGUCCAGGACACAUUCUCAGGGAACAGGUCCCUGAUGACCCAGGACACGUUCUCAUCCUCCCAGUCGUCGCAGAAUGUUUCAUCUGUCCUGAGGUGGAGGGUGGACCAGGACCAGAGGGGCGGGACCAUCAUCUGCAGGGCAGAGCUACUGACAGAGGACGGUGUUGUGUGGAGGUCCAGGAGCAGCCACGCCCACCUGCACCUGCACCGUCCUCCCAGGGGUACCCAGGUCUCCGUCAGUCCAGGUCCGGAGGUGUUGGAGGGUCAGGAGGUCAUGCUGUCCUGCCACUCAGACGGAGCUCCGCCCCCAAUUCUGGUGCUGAGGAGGGAUGGGGUGGAGCUUCAGAGGACAGACUCCACCUCCUUCCAUCUCACCUUCAACAUAUCCUCCGCCCAGUUAGAAGACUCCGCCCACUACCAGUGUGAAGCCUCCAACCAGUAUGGAUCUGAAGUGGACAACAGGACGGUCACUGUCAGAGCCCCUCCCAGGAACACCACGGUCCUGGUCCUUCCGUCGGCGGUGGUCCAGGAGGGUCAGAAUGUCACCGUGUGCUGCCGGACCAUCAGUUCCCCCCCGUCCACUGUUUACCUUAAACUGACCAAUGGGACGGAGCUGCGGUCAGCUGAUGGGACCUUCCUAUUGGUCAACGUCACCGCCAGAGACUCCGGACUGUACCAGGUCAACGUGACCAACGACCUGGGGUUCCAGGUCAAAGUGUUCCGCAUCAGCGUCACAGAGAACUCCCUCAGUCCUCCAGGUCUCGUCGUCAUCAUCGUCCCCGUCGUCUGCGUCACUGCUGGACUCGCCGCCACCACUCUGGUCCUGGACUACCUGAGGCGGUCCAGGAAGAAGGGCUUCUACCACCUGGCCCGGUCCGCCCCCCCAUCGACCUGAGGUCAGAACCAGGACCCACCCCACCUGGCCCGGUCCGCCCCCCCCAUUGG